Molecule: messenger RNA, 823 nt
Organism: Phaedon cochleariae (mustard beetle)
Lineage: Eukaryota; Metazoa; Arthropoda; Insecta; Coleoptera; Chrysomelidae
Source: the annotation of a GenBank genome assembly
CGCUUAUGAUUGGCUAGUGAAAUCACAGGAUCAACUUGUCACUUUUCAUGUAUCAUUCUUUGUGUUUCAUGCGUGACAUCUUGAUACUUCUCUGUCAGUUCAUUGUUUAAUUUAUCCAUUUUUGCUGAUAUUGUUGUUUUUUCAAAGUGAACUACUGUGUUUAUUGACUUUAUUUUCAUUGCUAACCAUGCCGAAAAAGUGCUGCGUAUGUAAUUCAUACCAAAUCAAAGAAAACCUGCGAUCUUUCCAUCAGUUCCCCAAGAAUCGGUUUUUACGUAGGAAAUGGUUUACUGCUCUGGGCAUUCCAAAUUCAGUGGACAUUUCUGCCUAUACCUAUGUGUGCUCAGACCAUUUUGAAUCCAGUGUAUUUCAUUGUAUGUCAUCAGGCAGAAGAUGUUUGGAGAGAACUGCAGUGCCUACCAUUUUGAUAUCACAUUUUGAAGGUUCUACUUCUACUACUGUUUCAGGAAUGAAUAUUCUUGAAUAUACCACCAUGCAUCAAGAACAAAUGACUGAUACUAAUAUUAGCUCUGAGAUGAGUAAAAUACCAGAAGAAACUGAUUGUGGUGUUGAUACUAUGUCAUCUAGUACUGAAACAGCUUCAGAAUCUCUGAAUCAGUCAUCAGCUACUGAAACUGCUUCAGAAAAAUUCGAGGAAAAAUUUGAACAUUCUUCUACAACUGAAACAGCUUCCGAAUCCUUUGAAUCAUCAUUGGAAAAAACCAGAAACCUUUCAACUGCAAAUGAUACAGUUUCAGAGUCAAAAAACUCUCCUAUUCAAUUUUUAAGAGCAGCAAAAAGGUUUGUAAACAAAUUGGCAUAG